Messenger RNA from Lachancea fermentati, 549 nucleotides. The record is from the annotation of a GenBank genome assembly. Lineage: Eukaryota; Fungi; Ascomycota; Saccharomycetes; Saccharomycetales; Saccharomycetaceae.
AUGAAUCGGUGCGUCGCAGAGUUGCAGGCAGCUAGCGAGACGGCCGGUUGCGAGCGCACGCCACUGGCGCCGGGUGCUGACGCCAGCGCCAGAGCCAGCACCAACAGUGGCCCCGGGUGCGUCCACAAGGCCAGAGCGCGGCCUGGGCCUGCCCGCCGUCCCCACCACGACGUCCGCACUCAUCGCAUGUCCAAACUAGCCAUCGAGAAACUCAACGAGCUGUUCGACUUCCAGCAUUUCAUACGGGGGCCCGGCAGCGAUCACGUGCCCGCGUCGCAACGCGUCGCGGUCGGCGCCAGCGCCGCCCCAGAGUACACGCAUCGCAAGCUGCCGAGCGGCGGCGGCGACGACGAAGAGCAGGGCUUCGAGCCCCUCGAGAGCUGCUGUAGUGCAAGCUCCAACGUGCUUGGAAUUCCUCCGCCUCGUAGCGACGACAUCCACGCCUUGGCAGGCCCGCCCAAGGCCCUGGACGCGUGCCCCAUGCGGAUGUCCCAAGAGCACCACCUGCUUCUGCAUGAUCUGCUCUCCGGCGAUAUUUACGAAGACUAG